Molecule: messenger RNA, 1813 nt
Organism: Alternaria alternata
Lineage: Eukaryota; Fungi; Ascomycota; Dothideomycetes; Pleosporales; Pleosporaceae
Product: UBC-like protein
Exons: 2
Coding region: 263-1582 (439 amino acids)
Biological process (GO): negative regulation of apoptotic process
Cellular component (GO): nucleus
Molecular function (GO): cysteine-type endopeptidase inhibitor activity; ubiquitin conjugating enzyme activity
Source: RefSeq, a predicted model, not a curated record
GUGUUGCGGCUCGUGUCCCGUAAGCGGUGACGGGGUUCUGCCCCUCAGGACUCCACAGCACCCGCCUUGACAGCUGGGCAACCAUUGUUUGCUUGCCCUUUUACAACACUUGACCCGCCCACUAUUUCUCCACGAAAUCCAUACCGUACAACGACACCCACACCCGCUCAAAAUUAUCAGCCCGGCCUACGCGGACUGUUGAGCUUCCCAUACCCCGCGAACUCAACUCUCCAAACCGCAGCCGGGAGACGUCCGCGACACCAUGUCGAACCAGAGCAUUCUGAGAAUUACCCGCGAACUGGGCGAGAUCCAGCGUGGCUCCGACCUCUCCAUAGCUGUAGCCUGUCGCGAUAUCGACGUGCGCCAUGUGCGGGCACUAAUCAUCGGCCCACCUGACACCCCAUACGAGUUUGGCUUCUUCGAAUUCGCUGUCAAGUUCACCCGAGACUACCCAACAAAGGCGCCGAGUGUGACGGCUAUCACUACGCAUGGUGGGCGCACGCGUUUCAACCCCAAUAUCUAUGCGGGUGGGAAGGUGUGCCUGUCAAUCCUUGGCACAUGGCGAGGAGAGCGUGGGGAAGAGUGGUCAUCUGCCCAGGGACUCGAAUCUAUCCUCAUCUCUAUCCAGAGCCUCAUGUCCAGUAACCCAUAUGAGAACGAGCCUGGUUUCGAGGACGCCAACUCAGACUACGACAAGAAGAACCAGGAGGCAUACGUUGACAAGAUCCGUCACGAAUCCUUACGCAUAUCAGUCAUAGACCGGCUUGAAGAGUAUCUGGGCAUCAGCUGGGGGAGGUCGGGCCCAACCGUGUACAAUGCGGAAGAGGACUAUCAGUCUAGCAGGGACGACGCGCCGUUUGAACCCUUCAAGGACCUCUGCAAGCGACGCUUCCUGUGGUACUACCAGUCGUAUCUGGCUCGUGUAGAUGAGGCGGCGAAGAAGAACAAGGAUGGUGAACGAUUCGAGAAGAUGCCCUUCGAGGGACCAGGCAACGCAAUGGAGGGUACAUUCCAGUACACACAACUCCGAGAGCGGCUCGUAAAGAUCUUCGAGACCCUUAACAAGGAGAUGGAGGCUUGGGCUGCUGAGGGAAUGGCCGCUGUUAGGAAGGAGAUGAGCAUCGCCAACAAUCUCCAGCGCCAGUAUGAGCAGAUCAUUGAAAAGUACAAGAAGCAAGACGCCGUCACACUGGACCUUGAUCUGGUGGACAAAAAUCCAUUCGUGUGGCAGCUGGUCCUCUUUGGCAGGCCUAUGACCAACCUUGACGGUGGCAUGUUCAGAAUCAUGCUGUACAUUAGCCCGAAGUUUCCUGAGGUCCUACCCCGCGUGAGGUUCGAGACACCAGUCCUAUACCACCAUCGCGUGUCGCCUGAUGGCAUUCUCUGCUACGACGCUGCCCGUAAGGAUGACAUGCGAUCACACAUCGAGGCUAUCAUUGCUGCUAUCGAGGAGGAAUCGCCUGCAUACGACCCACGCACGCUGGUGAACCCUGAGGCUGCGAAGCUCUUCUGGGGUACACCAGAGGAGAAGAAGCUCUACAACCGCAAAUUAAGGCGGUCUGCACAAGACAGUGCUGAGUAAGUUCAUGGUCAAGUAAAGCUAGGAUGCUCGCUGACAGCCGUGUAGGAACUGUUUCUAGGAGGAACAAGGUGGAGUAAUGAUAUAACGGCCGACUUCAUCAGACAUGAUAUUACAUGAUACCCCAAGUCCGACCCCGUGGUCCUGGCUUGCAUUAUAUGGCGUUCAGUGGGGAUUCUGGGCACAACAGCAUCGGUAACGGCGUUAGUCAUCAAUGACAUGCUAUUUCAUUGA